Prunus avium (sweet cherry) is the source of this 1911-nucleotide messenger RNA. Its product is annotated as serine carboxypeptidase-like 45. Gene Ontology annotation, molecular function: serine-type carboxypeptidase activity. Gene Ontology annotation, cellular component: vacuole. Lineage: Eukaryota; Viridiplantae; Streptophyta; Magnoliopsida; Rosales; Rosaceae. The record is from RefSeq and is a predicted model, not a curated record. Gene Ontology annotation, biological process: proteolysis.
UUCAGAGCUCUAAUAAAGCAACCCUUGUGCUGCUGACUCAGCUAGCCCAAAUAGGCACACACCAGACUCACUAUAGUCAUUGUGUCUCUCAUCCAUCUCUUUCAACACCAUUUUCAGGCCUGCAAGCAAAAAGCUAGAAUGGUAAUGAUAAUAAAAAACAAGGUAUGCCAUUUAUAUAGUGCCCUACACUCUCCCCCUCCAUGCCCUCCACUGAGCAACAUUUAAGCAAGGCUCUCUUUCUCUCCAAGGGCCUUGUCUAGUUGCAUUCAUCUUCCCUUCCUCACUUCUGAAACCAUGUAUUCUUCUCAAAGAUGGAAGACCAUGGCAAUGGCUGCAGUAGUUGUGCUUCAGCUCUGGUUUUCCAUGGAGGUUGAGUCUUCUUCUUCUCAUCAUCCUGAUCACAACAUAACUAGGCUUCCAGGCCAACCCCAUGUGGACUUUCAACAUUUCUCAGGUUAUAUUACUGUGGAUGAUCAGAAGCAUAAAGCUCUAUUUUACUACUUUGUUGAAGCAGAAAUAAAUCCAGCUUCAAAGCCUUUGGUCCUCUGGUUGAAUGGAGGACCUGGUUGUUCUUCUCUUGGGGUAGGGGCAUUUUCUGAAAAUGGACCUUUUAGACCAGAUGGUGAGGUCCUGGUUAGGAAUGAGUACAGCUGGAACAGAGAGGCAAAUAUGUUGUAUUUAGAGACACCAGUUGGAGUGGGGUUCUCUUAUUCUAAAUCAAGCUCCUCCUAUGUGGCAGUGGAUGAUGAGGCAACAGCAAGGGACAAUCUUGUAUUCUUGCAACGCUGGUUCAACAAGUUCCCCCAAUACAAGCACAGGGAUCUGUUUCUAACAGGAGAAAGUUAUGCAGGUCACUACAUUCCACAACUUGCAAAUCUUAUGGUUGAAAUUAACAGAAAGGAAAAGUUGUUCAGUCUAAAAGGAAUUGCUCUGGGAAAUCCUGUUCUAGAAUUUUCCACUGACUUCAACUCAAGAGCUGAGUUCUUCUGGUCUCAUGGACUAAUAUCAGAUUCAACAUACAACAUGUUCACUUCUGUUUGUAACUAUUCGCGAUAUGUGAGUGAGUACUAUAGAGACUCAGUUUCACCUUCUUGUUCAAAAGUAAUGAGCCAAGUGAGCAGAGAAACCAGUAAAUUUGUGGACAAGUAUGAUGUUACACUUGAUGUCUGCAUUUCAUCUGUGCUCUCACAAUCAAAGGUUAUAAGCCCCAAUCAAAUGACUGAGAGGAUAGAUGUAUGUGUUGAAGACAAAAUUGUGAAUUAUUUGAACCGGAAAGACGUGCAAAAGGCUCUACAUGCUAGGCUUGUCGGAGUUCGCAGAUGGGAUGUUUGCAGCAACAUUUUGGACUAUCAAGUGCUCAACCUGGAAAUACCUACAAUCUCAUUAGUUGGAUCACUUGUCAAGGCCGGAAUCCCGGUGUUAGUUUACAGUGGAGAUCAGGAUUCUGUAAUUCCUUUGACGGGAAGCCGCACCUUGGUCUAUAGAUUGGCAAGGGAGUUGGGAUUGAACACCACUGUCCCUUACAGAGUUUGGUUCGAGGGAAAGCAGGUUGGUGGGUGGACCCAAGUGUAUGGUAACAUACUUUCAUUUGCCACCAUCAGAGGUGCCUCUCAUGAAGCUCCUUUCUCACAGCCUGAGAGAUCACUCAGGCUUUUCAAGUCAUUUCUUGAAGGCAGGCCUCUGCCUGAAGUUUUCUGAUACAUUGUUUAGGUCCAUAGUGAUUGAGUUUGCAAGUAAAUCUGCUGUGCCAUACAUGGGUGCUGAAGAUUUCUUUCAAUUUGCAAAAAGAGAAAGAGGUAGUUUUGUGUGUGUGUGUGUGUGUGUGUGUUUUGUUUUCUACUAUUUGUGAAUGUAAAUGACUCUUUGGGUUGGAAAUUUUUUGUAAAGUUCAAAGGCUUGUUGUUUCUUCAA